AUGUUGGCUUCAAGGCUAGUACGAAAUGCGGUUCCGCGCGCAUCAAUUACUUCUUUCAGAUCAUCAGCAAGCCGAGUAUCUUUGGCCUCGCGGUAUCAAAGAGGCUACGCCGAUGAUGGCGACAAAGUCAAGGGACCCAUCAUCGGUAUCGAUUUGGGAACCACGAACUCUGCUGUUGCAGUAAUGGAGGGCAAAGCUCCCAGAAUAAUAGAAAACUCUGAAGGUGCACGCACGACUCCUUCAGUAGUCGGUUUUACAAAGGAGGGCGAACGCUUGGUUGGUAUCUCAGCAAAGCGUCAAGCCGUAGUCAACCCAGAGAACACUCUUUUCGCAACUAAGCGUCUCAUCGGUCGUAAAUUCACCGACGCUGAGGUUCAGCGGGACAUUCAGCAGGUUCCGUACAAGAUUGUGCAGCACACCAACGGCGACGCCUGGCUCGAGGCUCAGGGACAGAAAUACUCGCCGUCGCAAAUUGGUGGUUUCGUUCUGGGCAAGAUGAAGGAGACCGCCGAGGCCUUCCUCGGUAAGACCGUGAAGAACGCCGUCGUCACUGUCCCAGCAUACUUCAACGACCAACAGCGACAAGCAACCAAGGACGCUGGUCAAAUUUCUGGCCUCAAUGUCCACCGUGUCAUCAACGAGCCCACAGCCGCCGCGCUCGCCUAUGGUCUUGAGAAAGAUGACCGUGUGAUUGCCGUCUACGAUCUUGGUGGUGGUACCUUCGAUAUCUCUAUUCUUGAGAUCUCGAACGGUGUGUUCGAGGUCAAGGCCACCAACGGAGACACUCACCUUGGUGGUGAGGACUUUGACAUCACCCUUGUCCGUCAUCUCGUCCAGCAGUUCAAGAAGGAGCAGGGCAUUGAUCUCUCCAACGACCGCAUGGCAAUUCAGCGUAUCCGUGAGGCCGCUGAGAAGGCGAAGAUCGAAUUGUCUUCCUCCGUGCAGACUGACAUCAACCUGCCCUUCAUCACUGCCGAUUCCUCUGGACCGAAGCACAUCAACACCAAGAUGACUCGUGCUCAGCUUGAAGGUCUGGUAGACCCGUUGAUCAGCAAGACCGUCGACCCAGUUCGCAAGGCGCUCAAGGAUGCCAACCUCAAGGCCAGCGAUAUUCAGGAUGUCAUCCUGGUCGGUGGUAUGACCCGUAUGCCCAAGGUUGUUGAAUCCGUCAAGUCCAUCUUUGGACGCGAGCCUGCCAAGUCGGUCAACCCUGACGAGGCUGUUGCCAUUGGUGCCGCGAUCCAGGGUGGUGUGCUAGCCGGUGAAGUCACUGACAUUCUUCUUUUGGACGUCACUCCUCUGUCUCUGGGUAUCGAGACUCUCGGUGGUGUCUUCACCCGUUUGAUCAACCGCAACACCACUAUCCCCACCAAGAAGUCGCAAACCUUUUCAACCGCCGCUGACUUCCAGUCCGCUGUCGAGAUCAAGGUCUACCAGGGUGAGCGUGAACUCGUCCGCGACAACAAGAUGCUUGGUAACUUCCAGUUGGUCGGCAUUCCUCCGGCUCACCGCGGUGUCCCUCAAAUCGAGGUCACCUUCGACAUUGACGCCGACUCCAUUGUUCACGUCCACGCCAAGGACAAGUCUACCAACAAGGAUCAAUCCAUCACCAUCGCUUCGGGCUCUGGUCUGAGCGACGACGAGAUUCAGGGCAUGGUCAACGACGCUGAGAAGUACGCGAACCAAGACAAGGAGCGCAAGGGUGCCAUUGAGGCCGCCAACCGCGCCGACAGCGUGGUCAACGACACCGAGAAGGCCCUGAAGGAGUUCGAGGAUCGCCUUGACAAGACCGAGGCCGAGCAAAUUCGCGAGAAGAUCAACGGCCUUCGCGAAUUCAUUGCUGUCAACCAGACUGGUGAGGGCACUGCCACCGCCGAGGAGAUCAAGCAGAAGACCGACGAGCUCCAGACCGCCUCGCUCACCCUUUUCGACAAGAUGCACCGCGCCCGUCAGGAGAACGCCUCCUCCGAGGGUCAGCAACAAGGUCAGGAAGAGUCUGCUGAGAAGAAGGACGGUGAGGGCGAGAAGAAGCCUUGA
This is a messenger RNA of Dissoconium aciculare CBS 342.82, 2037 nucleotides long. Its product is annotated as heat shock protein 70. Lineage: Eukaryota; Fungi; Ascomycota; Dothideomycetes; Mycosphaerellales; Dissoconiaceae. The coding region runs from base 1 to 2037 and encodes 678 amino acids. Gene Ontology annotation, cellular component: mitochondrion; cytoplasm. The transcript is spliced from 3 exons. The record is from RefSeq and is a predicted model, not a curated record. Gene Ontology annotation, biological process: cellular response to unfolded protein; protein refolding. Gene Ontology annotation, molecular function: ATP binding; heat shock protein binding; ATP-dependent protein folding chaperone.